AUGGACCUCGGCGGCCUGCCCUCGGAGCCGCAUCCGUUUGCGCCCACCGGCCCCGACGACCCGCGCGUGCAAAUCAUGCCGCUGGGCGCCGGGCAGGAGGUGGGCCGCUCGUGCAUCAUCGCCAGCUACAAGGGCAAGACAGUUAUGCUUGACUGUGGAAUCCACCCUGGCCAUGAGGGUUUGGCCAGCUUGCCCCUCUUUGACCAGCUCGACAUCUCCUGUGUGGAUGUGUGCCUUGUCACGCACUUCCAUCUUGACCACUGCGCAGCAGUGCCCUUUCUCAUCGGGCACACAGAUUUCAAGGGACGCGUGUUCAUGACUCAUCCCACAAAGGCCAUCUACCGCACGCUGUUGACUGACUUCCUGAAAGUCAGCCAAGGUGGUGAGAACCAGCUAUACACAGAGGAUGACCUCAACAACAGCAUCGAAUUGAUCGAGGUCAUCGACUUCCACCAGACUGUAGACAUUGAUGGCAUACGAGUGUGUGCCUACCGGGCAGGCCACGUCUUGGGCGCAGCGAUGUUCAUGGUCGAGAUAGCUGGCAUGCGCAUCUUGUAUACUGGUGACUACAGCCGAGUGCCAGACAGGCACUUGUCAGGAGCAGACCUGCCCCCAGUGAAGCCUCACACUG
Messenger RNA from Ostreobium quekettii, 631 nucleotides. NCBI's taxonomy places the organism in Eukaryota, Viridiplantae, Chlorophyta, Ulvophyceae, Bryopsidales, Ostreobiaceae. The record is from the annotation of a GenBank genome assembly.